Molecule: messenger RNA, 1467 nt
Organism: Colletotrichum truncatum
Lineage: Eukaryota; Fungi; Ascomycota; Sordariomycetes; Glomerellales; Glomerellaceae
Product: cellular morphogenesis protein
Biological process (GO): maturation of SSU-rRNA
Cellular component (GO): 90S preribosome; nucleus
Source: RefSeq, a predicted model, not a curated record
AUGGUCAAACGCAAGAGGUCUCGCGAAAGCGACCUGGAGCAAAAGCUCACAGAGGCCAGGAAAGAAAUUUUCCGCGCCCUAAAAGGCGCAAAGGCCCUCGAGCGCCAAAGAUACAGCAAACGCAUGCGCGACGACAAAUCCACGCCCGACAAGAUUAAGAGACUGGAGCGUGAGAUUCUGGUAUUGAAGUCUCUCGAUCUCCAACAGACGGCAGACGCCCAUCUCAACUCGUCCCUCCUCAAAGUAAAGCAGAUUGCCGAGAGCCCUGCCCUUCCCGAACAAAUAAAACAAGGUGUGCCGAAGCCAGAGCUUUCGGAAGAGGAGAAAGCGGCUCUGCACAAUGUCACCAGCGGACUGUUCAACCGUGUGCACGUCCGGGAAGCCGUCGACAAGGCAGUAAGAGGUGUCUGCCUGGCCCUUAACGUGCCUAUACCGGAUAAGAAGAAGAAGGGAAAGAAGGGCGCUGAUGCUCAGGAAAUUGAUCGUGACGACCAGCUCAGAGAUGCUAAGAAGGCAAGAACAGAAGAUGCCAAGGACGUUUCUACCAAGAAGGAAUCUGCCAAGGCCGAGGAGGAGGGAGAGAAUCCUUUCGACGAGAUGAACGACGAGGUUCCGUCCGACAGCGAUGAAGAGGACGCCGGGAGCGAUGAAGAACCGGAGAUUAAUCAAGACGAUGAGGAGAGGGCACUCGAGAAGAUGGAGGCUAUGCUUGGUGGCUCCGAUGAGGAGGAAAGUGGGGAUGAGGAUAUGAAGGCGAAAUAUCAGGCCUUGUUGGGCGAGAUUGCGGAUGGAGAUACUGCGGACGAUGAAAGCAACAGCGACGAAAGCGACGAAGAGGGAAUCGAAAUGGAAGAUCUUGGCGACGACGACGACGACGAUGACGAAGGCAUGGACUCGGAUCGCAUGAGAAGGAUCAACGCAGCCAAUGUAUCUCUAUCCCCAUCACCCCCACCAGCUCGGAAGAAAAAGGAACCCAAGAGCAAAAAGGCAGCUGGAAAGGCCGGUGAAACGACCUUCCUGCCUUCGCUCAUGGGUGGAUAUAUCUCGAACUCCGAGUCCGAGGCGUCCGAUCUCGACCUCGCACCACCCAAGAAGCGAUUGGGCCAGAAGCAGCGCCAGGCCAUUUGGGAGAAGAAGUACGGAAGCCAAGCAAACCACGUCAAGAACCAGGCGCAAAAGCAGAAGCAAAAGGGUCGCGACAACGGCUGGGACAUGAAGAAGGGAGCUGUUGAUGGCGAAGCAGGGAGCAACAAGCCUUGGAAGCGGGGCGUAUCGGACCCUCUUGCCAGGCAGGGGCAGGGCCGAGAACGUGGCGGGGGAGACCAAAGGUCGCAAUCCACAUUUGAGAAGAGGCCGCGUCCUAAGAAAGACGAUGAGGGACCGCUUCAUCCUAGUUGGGAGGCGAGGAAGAAGGCCAAGGAGUCACAAACCACAGCUGCGUUCGCAGGUACAAAGAUUACAUUCUAG